Messenger RNA from Propithecus coquereli (Coquerel's sifaka), 1857 nucleotides. It is a transcript of the gene PPOX, whose product is annotated as protoporphyrinogen oxidase. Lineage: Eukaryota; Metazoa; Chordata; Mammalia; Primates; Indriidae. The transcript has 12 exons. Gene Ontology annotation, cellular component: mitochondrial inner membrane. Gene Ontology annotation, biological process: heme biosynthetic process. Bases 381 to 1814 code for a protein of 477 amino acids. Gene Ontology annotation, molecular function: protoporphyrinogen oxidase activity, oxygen as acceptor. The record is from RefSeq and is a predicted model, not a curated record.
GCUGAUUGGCCUAGUGAAUAAUGGGGAGUCAAAGCGCCUCAGAAGUCCCGCAGCCAGCCUGUCGCCUGAGCCCUGCGGGAGCAGAUAGCGUGGGUGUGGCCCUUAUCUGCACCCAGCGAAGUGCCCGUGGAGUAAGGUCUUAGCACUUAGACCUCCUCUUUCUUCCUCAUUUUCUCUCAUUUCUCCCUACCUGUCGUGGGUGAGUCCUGGCCCCUGGGCAGGAACCUCACUGUUCCACUAGCCCAUCCGCGCGCACUGCCUUAGUUUCCCCUAAAGCAGUGAGUAGCCGGGCGUGGAACACAGGGCCAGCGGGGCUUCUGGAGUGCAGGGUGUCCCCCAGUCUGCCUGUCCAUAUUGUCCCCUUUCCCCCACGUUUCCCAAUGAGCCGGACCGUGGUCGUGCUGGGCGGAGGCAUCAGCGGCUUGGCUGCCAGUUACCACCUGAGCCGGGCCCCUUAUCCCCCUAAGGUGAUCCUGGUGGAGGGCAGCGAGCGUCUGGGAGGCUGGAUUCGCUCAGUCCGAGGGCAUGAUGGUGCUAUUUUUGAACUUGGACCUCGGGGAAUUAGGCCCGCGGGAGCCUUGGGAGCCCGGACUUUGCUCAUGGUUUCUGAACUUGGCUUGGACUCAGAGGUGUUGCCUGUCCGGGGAGACCAUCCAGCGGCCCAGAACAGGUUCCUGUAUGUAGGUGGUGUUCUGCAUCCCCUACCCACUGGCCUCAGGGGGCUCCUCCGCCCUUCACCCCCCUUCUCCAAACCUCUGUUUUGGGCUGGCCUGAGGGAUCUGACCAAGCCCCGGGGCAAAGAGCCUGAUGAGACUGUGCACAGUUUUGCCCAGCGCCGCCUUGGACCUGAGGUGGCGUCUCUAGCCAUGGACAGUCUCUGCCGUGGAGUGUUUGCAGGCAACAGCCGUGAGCUCAGCAUCAGGUCCUGCUUUCCCAGUCUCUUUCAAGCUGAGCAAACCCAUCGUUCCAUAUUACUGGGUCUGCUGCUGGGAGCAGGGAAGAGCCCACAGCUAGACUCAACACUCAUUCGCCAGGCCCGGGCCGAGCGCUGGAGCCAGUGGUCACUCCGUGGAGGUCUAGAGAUGUUACCCCAGGCCCUUGAAACCCACCUGACUAGUAGGGGGGUCAGUGUUCUCAAAGGCCAUCCAGUCUCUGGGCUCAGCCUCCAGGCAGAAGGGCGCUGGAAGGUGUCUCUAGGGGACAGCAGUCUGGAGGCUGACCACGUUAUUAGUGCCGUUCCAGCUUCAGUGCUCAGCAAGCUGCUCCCUGCUGAGGCUGCUCCUCUGGCUCUUGCCCUGAGUACCAUCGCUGCUGUGUCUGUAGCUGUGGUGAAUCUGCAGUACCGAGGAGCUCGUCUGCCUGUCCAGGGAUUUGGACAUUUGGUGCCGUCCUCAGAAGACCCAGGCAUCCUGGGAAUCGUGUAUGACUCAGUUGCUUUCCCUGAACAGGAUGGGAGCUCCCCUGACCUCAGAGUGACUGUGAUGAUGGGAGGUUCCUGGUUACAGACACUGGAGGCCAGUGGCUGUGCCUUAUCUCAGGAGCUGUUCCAACAGCAGGCACAGGAAGCAGCUGCCACACAAUUAGGACUGAAGGAGCCACCAAGUUACUGCUUGGUCCACCUACACAAGAACUGCAUCCCCCAGUAUACACUAGGCCACUGGCAAAAACUGGAGUCAGCUAGGCAGUUCCUGGCGGCUCAGAGGUUGCCCCUAACUCUGGCUGGAGCCUCCUAUGAGGGGGUUGCUGUUAAUGACUGUAUAGAGAGUGGGCGCCAGGCAGCAGUCAGUGUCCUGGGCACAGAACCUCACAGCUGAUCUCCAACUCUCAAUCAUGAAAAUAAAAAUUGCUGGAGCUUGG